AUGUCGGGGCAGCUGCCCUACCGCUGCCCCCGCUGCGGUGACCACAAGCGCUUCCGCAGCCUGUCCUCGCUGCGCGCGCACCUCGAGUACAGCCACACGUACGAGACGCUCUACGUCCUCUCCAAGUCGUGCCGCGUGCCGGGCGGCCUGGGCCUCACCGGGGCGGGCCGAGCCGCGUCGGCCAUAGCGGCCAGCGGCGCGGCCUCCCGCGGCGGCGGAGGAGGCGGCGGUGUGGGAGGAGGAGGCCGCGGGCCGCUGGCCUUGGCGACCGGAGGAGGAGGAGCCGCCUCGUCGUACGAGCGCGGCGCCGCCGCCGCCGCCGCCGCCGGCGCCGAGCUGGCGGGCCGCAGGGCCGGCCGGCUGGGAGGGGACGCGCGCCUCUGGGUGGAGGGGCCCGUGCGCAAGGUGGGGCCCGCGACGGAGACCGGCGAGAUGCUCUGCGAGGUGCUGGUGCGACGGCCCACGCGCCACGCGUGGUACAGCGACCCGCCGGAUAAGCACUACCGCGCGGCGGCGCGCCUACGGCCGCUCGCGGCGCCGCCCGCGCCCGGACGAGACAACUGCCGUGAGCGCGACAGCGGCGGCGUCGGCGGCCGCGGCACGGCAGGGGAGGAGGAAGAGGAGAAUGAGGAUGAGGAGGAGGAGGACGAUGACGACCGGGACGAGGACGAGGCGGCAAGCGAGUCCUCGGGAGGCCGGGGGCCGGCGGUCCGCACGUGCCGGCUGGAGGCCGAGCUGGUGCGGCAGGCGGCCGACCUGGGCGAGGCGCAGGCACGCUCGCGGCAGCUGGGCCGCGAGAAGGAGGAGCUGGCGCGGCGUGUGGAAGAGCUGUCUCGCCAGGUGGACGCCAGCGCCGGGAUGAUCGCCGCGCUGCGCCAGGAGCUGCUGCGCAAGGAGAGGGAGCUGCACACCAAGGAGCAGGAGGCGGCUCGACUCACCGAGUUCCUGCAGGCCACGGCAGAGCGUGAGGGCCAGGCCAAGGUGGAGCUGCAGCGAUUCAUCGAGGGGCUGCUCGACCGAGCGGAGAGGGCCGAGGGUCGACUCCUGGCUCUGGGCGCCGCCACCGUCGCCGCCGGACACAAUCCCGCGCCAUCCAGCGUCGAUGCCAGGACCGCAGCGGUGGCCCAGACCGGUGGGCCAGAGCCAACGACUUCUGGCUCUGAGCAGCAGGCCCGCGCUCGCCUGAACAGCGGCGAGGGGAAAGAAGAGACCAAGGGCAGCGAUUUCACCACCACCAGCAAGAAACGACACGACAGGGCACGUGGACGCAGCCCCCAGCCCGGCAAGGGCCCCGCGGCAGCGCAGAGCGGCGCGGAGAGCGGCGGCGGCGACGCCGACGGCAAGGCCGCCGGGGGGUCUCGGGGCGGGGCCGGGCGAGGGGGGAGCGCCCCCCCCUCGUCGCUGCGUGCGGCACCCCCCCCGGCGGCGUCUCGCUCGCGCUCCGGCUCGCGGUGUCCCCGCGCGUCCGCGGCGAGCUCGGCGGCCCUCUCCGAUGGCACGGAGAGCGGAGUCUCCGAGGCGUCGGGGUCCGGCUCCGGGAGUCCCGGUGGCAGUCGCGGCGGUGGUGCCCGCGACCCACGGCGACGCUCCGAACCAGCGGGAAUCCAGCACUGCCCGGCGAGCAUCGGCGCUGGGUUGCCGCGUGGAGCUGGCCGCUCGCGACGCGGGGAGGAUGCCCUCUGCCUCGUCUUCUCCUACCUGGACGUCCGCUCCCUCCUUGUGGCGGGGGAAGUGUGCGUGGAGUGGAACACGGUGGCGCGGAGCCCCAGGCUCUGGGCUCGAGUUGUCCUGGAGAACGCUCGCGUCUCCUCCAAGUUCUUGGUGUCGCUGUCCGCACGCUGCUCGCUCUGCCGGAGCCUCGUGCUGCACAACCUCAAACCACGGCCGCGGCGCAAGGGGGAGAGCCGCGAGGAGCACGCCGCCACCACGCGGGGCUGCCUGGAGGCUGGGCUGGAGGCGCUGAUGAAGGUGGCUGGCCCUCGCCUGCUGGCGCUGAGGGUGUCCGACUGUCCCCACGUACUCACAGAGCGCGUGCUGUGGCUCGCCGGCUGUCACAGCCGCAAGCUGCAGGCACUCACCUACAGGAGCAGCACGGACCCCGUGAGUGCCCAGGGGCUGUGGUCGCUGAGCGCCGGCUGCCCGGAUGUCGUCUCCCUGCAGGUGGCACCCGGCUACCCAUGCGCCCAGGAGGAGCUUUUCGACAACGGCUGCCUCCAGAUGAUCGGUCGCUGCUGGCCCAACCUGCGAGCGCUGGGGAUCGGAGGUCGUGGCUGUGACAUCCAGGGCCUGGCUGCUCUCGUGCGUAGCUGCCGCGAGCUGCGGGGGCUGGAGCUGGACCGCGUGCUGGAGCUGAGCCAGGAGGGAGCGGCGGCGCUGUGCGAGCCGCCCGGCCUGCGCUGCCUUGAGGUGCUGGCGCUCGUCUUCACGCCCGUCACACCGCGCGCACUCCUGCACUUCUCCGAGUGUUGUCCUUCGCUCAAGUCGGUGCUGGUUCACGUUGGGAUAUCCGACUACUUCACCGACGCCGACGACCCGGAGAGCCAGAGGCUCUACAGGGAGCUCAUGGACAAGCUGCAGGCACUGAAGAAAAGGCCAGAACUGGCCAACGUGUUGCACAUCAAGGCGGACUAUGGCUGAGGGCAUCGAGGAAGCACGGAACACAAUUCCUAAGGGGGAGGGGGGGGGGAGCGGGGAGGAAA
Messenger RNA from Petromyzon marinus (sea lamprey), 2699 nucleotides. The record is from RefSeq and is a predicted model, not a curated record. NCBI's taxonomy places the organism in Eukaryota, Metazoa, Chordata, Hyperoartia, Petromyzontiformes, Petromyzontidae.